Dioscorea cayenensis subsp. rotundata (Guinea yam) is the source of this 1020-nucleotide messenger RNA. RefSeq names its product coatomer subunit zeta-2-like. Gene Ontology annotation, cellular component: COPI vesicle coat. The coding region runs from base 153 to 713 and encodes 186 amino acids. Gene Ontology annotation, biological process: retrograde vesicle-mediated transport, Golgi to endoplasmic reticulum; intracellular protein transport; intra-Golgi vesicle-mediated transport. The transcript is spliced from 6 exons. Lineage: Eukaryota; Viridiplantae; Streptophyta; Magnoliopsida; Dioscoreales; Dioscoreaceae. The record is from RefSeq and is a predicted model, not a curated record.
AAUGCAAAAAAGCCAUUAGAGUUUAUAGAAAUUUUCGAGGACGGCUCUUUUCGACGAUCUCGGAUCUAGGGUUUCAAUUCCUCUCUAAAUCCCAGAUCUCACAUUCCGAUUCCAUUCUUUAACCUCGACCAAUCUCUGUACAUCUAGAAGGCAUGGCGCACAGUUACGGAGAGUAUUCGAAGGAAUCUUAUCCUUCUGUAAAGAACAUUCUUCUUUUGGAUUCUGAAGGGAAGCGUGUUGCUGUGAAGUAUUUUUCAGAUGAUUGGCCUAGUCUUGCUGCAAAGUUAAGUUUUGAGAAAUCUCUGUUUGCAAAAACUGCAAAGACAAAUGCACGCUCUGAAGCGGAGAUAACAAUGUUUGAUAGUUAUAUCGUAGUUUAUAAGUUUGUUCAAGACCUGCACUUUUUUGUUACUGCGGGUUCAGAUGAAAAUGAGCUCAUAUUGGCAGCUGUUCUCCAAGGCUUCUUUGAUGCAGUUGGACUUCUUCUCAGGAAUGAUGUCGAGAAGCGAACUGCCCUUGAGAACUUGGACUUAAUUUUGCUAUGCAUUGAUGAAAUUAUUGAUGGAGGAAUUAUUCUAGAAACCGAUGCAAACACUAUUGCAGGAAAGGUAGCAACUAAUGGCGGAGAUAAUACUGUAACUUUCUCUGAGCAGACGUUAUCUCAAGCCUUUGCUACAGCACGGGAGCACCUGGCAAGAUCUCUUCUGAAUUGAUGCUUCAAAUUUUCUCUAAAUCUGUUCUCGUUCCUUAUGCACUGUUUCAUGUUCAGAUUUUUUUUAUAAUUUGAUAUUCCCAGUUCCUAGAUAUAUUUCUCAUCACUGCAUUGAGAUGAUUGAAUGUAUUCACAAUGAAUCUAUGCAUUAAGCCCUAUGCAAUUUUUUCAGACAAGACCUAGCAUGCCAGUUCCUAGAUAUAUACAAUCUCGAUGACAGACUGUACUAGUUCCUUCUACUUUGACUGAAAUAUUUGUGAACAUUAAUUGUUUUCUCUCAUUUUAUUUUCUUAUGUAUUGCUCUUGCA